Paralichthys olivaceus (Japanese flounder) is the source of this 2678-nucleotide messenger RNA. The record is from RefSeq and is a predicted model, not a curated record. NCBI's taxonomy places the organism in Eukaryota, Metazoa, Chordata, Actinopteri, Pleuronectiformes, Paralichthyidae.
AUGGUGCUCCGCCAAAUUCCUGAGGAUCUGUCCCUGGAGGAAAGGGAUGAGCUGUCAAACAUCCGACGCCGGAAGAGGGAGCUGCUUGAUGAUAUUGAGAGGUUGAAGUUCGAGAUCGCAGAGGUCAUGACGGAGAUCGAGCAGCUGACGUGUGUCGGAGAGAGCAAAACAUCCCAGAGAAACAAACAGAUCGCCAUGGGUCGGAAGAAAUUCAACAUGGACCCAAAGAAAGGAAUCCAGUUCCUGCUGGAGAACGACCUUCUGCAGCACACUCCCGAAGACAUCGCCCAGUUCCUCUACAAAGGCGAGGGCCUCAACAAGACUGUGAUCGGAGACUACUUAGGGGAACGAGAUGACUUCAACAUCAAGGUGCUGCAGGCCUUUGUGGAGCUGCACGAGUUUGCAGACCUCAACCUCGUCCAAGCUCUACGGCAGUUUCUUUGGAGUUUCCGUUUGCCAGGCGAAGCCCAGAAGAUCGACCGAAUGAUGGAGGCGUUUGCCUCACGAUACUGUCAGUGCAACCCCGGGGUCUUCCAGUCAACAGAUACCUGCUACGUCUUGUCGUUUGCGAUCAUCAUGCUGAACACCAGCCUACAUAACCCCAACGUCAGAGACAAGCCCCCUGUGGAGCGCUUUAUCUCCAUGAACAGAGGCAUUAAUGAAGGAGGAGAUCUGCCAGAAGAGCUUCUCAGGAACCUUUACGACAGCAUCAAAAACGAGCCCUUCAAAAUCCCAGAGGAUGAUGGGAACGAUCUGACGCACACAUUCUUCAACCCCGACAGAGAAGGCUGGCUCUUAAAGCUCGGCGGCCGUGUGAAGACGUGGAAGAGGAGGUGGUUCAUUCUGACUGACAACUGCCUCUACUACUUUGAAUACACAACGGAUAAAGAGCCUCGUGGGAUUAUUCCUCUGGAGAACCUCAGCAUCAGAGAGGUGGACGAGCCAAGGAAAGCGAGCAUCAGCAGGGAUCCUUUCUACGACAUGCUGGCCACCAGGAAGAGGAGGAUAGCGAAUAAGAAAUGAUGUGCGCCCACCCUCCACAUCCUCCUCGUCUUCAUCACUGCCGUUCCUGUGAGCAGCACGGCCCCAGGAGACACAGGUGGGAGUUUCGAGCUUGUUUGGGAGCCGGAGGAUGGUCUGCACGUCAUCUCUGAGCUGAGGCGAAGGUGUAGACUGAGAAUCAGGACCUGCGGGAUCUUCACUAAGCUGGAUGUUCAUUGAGGACCACAGUUUACAGGAGGAGCAGCCACGACUGGAAUCAUGGGACAUUUUUGCGUAAUGUGUCUGUGGCAUUGCUGCCCUCUGCUGGACAUGUGUGGAAUUACAUCUACAACAAAUCCACAGGGAGGAUUUAAAACCUGAAUCUCUCUGCAGGUCUCUCUCCUCCAGACCGACUGGUGAGGUCGAUCACCUCCUCCAGACAUUUGAACCUUUAAUUUUCACAUGCAUCAACGGUUGCCAACGCCAAUGUUUUCUAUUUACUAUGGAAAGCCUCAAGUUUUUAAAUCAGCUGGUCUGAUUGUUGUGUAUCUGUAUAUGCAAACACUGAUUUAAACAAGAAAAUGAAAGCUAGGCUCAUAUUCUUCUGUAAUUUACCGUGUGUCACCUUAUUCCCUCUUUGAGGAAAAAGAUGCAAACAAUUUAGGGGAAAUAGUACCACACAUAUUUAGAGGAAUCACCCUUUCAAGAGUCCACUUUGGCAUCAUAUAUAUUAGUUCUGUAGCGUUUCGUAUUCAAGAUGCAUCUCUGUGUUCCAUUUCUUUUGUAUUUAUUUGCUUAUUGUUUUAACAAAAGAGGCAGCCCCAGACUCAUUACAUUAUGCAUGUAUUAUAUAUAAUGUACAAACUGGUUUUUUUUUGUUGUAUUUAUGUAGCAUGUCAGUCAUAACAGCCAUAGCCUGUACCCAUUCACCUUUUAGUUCAACAGUUUACAGUAGUGGAAGUGGGGCUUUGUGUGGAGCAGUGAAGCCUCCUCACACUGUGUUUUUACUCAAGAUCAGAUAAUGUGAUGAUUCAUGAGAGAUCUAAUGUUUUUUUUUCUUUAUUCAAGAGUGUGGUCUUUCAGUUUAGGAGCACGGCUUAUUGAUUUCUCAGAUUUUGUUAUGAUCUCAUUCAAAACCCUGUGCUCACAUUCAAACAUUCCCUGCCAUCCAGCUUUAGCGGUUGCUCCUGUGCGCACGAGAAACGGUGUCUCCCAGAUUUCUACUUCUGCUCUUGGAUAACAGAGUGGGGAAAAUAAAUAGGGCGGCAUCUAUUUUGUUUUUAUAGUUGCAACAGUGUUUAGAUCACAUAACAAGAACUUGACAUGCUUGAUUUUGUCGCUCCAUGUUGAUCAGAGAUCUGCUGGCCUCCUUCUUAAUGAAGGUGGAGGAAGGGAGUGGAUGAACCUGGUUAUAGCAACUCUCAAAGACAUAAAGCUAACACACCCACAACAAGGAGGGGACCAUUUCCUUCAGAGUCCCUACACCUGGCAUUCUAUUGGUUAGGGAAUUUUGACAGACUCGUUGCACAAUAACAUCCAAGCACAAGCAGGGGGCUACUUGAUUGUGAGCGCAUGGUUUUGAGCGAGAGCAUUACGAAAUCUGAACAUGAGAUCAACAAGUCCUGCUGUCAAAGAUCACACUCUUAAAUUGAGAUAGGAGAAAAACAAACAUACUUACAGGACAUGGUAAAUAAAAA